GCACAGGCAAGGCUAACUGCGCUGACACGACAUAUGGACGAACAUUGGACGCCCAUGACGGCCAAAGUUUCGUCCCUUCUUUCAAACAUAUGUACUAUUGUUACACACACACCUAAACAAAAGACUUAUAGGAAGAACGAAGAACAUAUCAAAUUGCAGCUGUCUGUUUGAACCUUGUUAUCCGGCUGACUGAACAUAGCAGCAGAGCCUAGAGGAAUUCCACUUAAAUCAUUUAUAGGGUUUCAACCAGAGAUGGUCCUUGACGCAGCGACAACACGGGACCGGGACCAACGGCCGUCGAGGGGGAAGUGGGCAGGAGGAACCGAGGUGUCUUGCCGCGGUGGCCCAAUCCAUGACGACGUGGCUGAUACAGGCGCAAAUGACGAACCAGGAGACGUUUGCUGGGUGUGCCUUGACGGCCCUUCUCCUGGAAAGCCGCUCAUCCGACCAUGCAAAUGUCCACGAUAUUGCCACAGCGUUUGCAUCGCUCGAUGGCAGCUCCAAAGUGCGGGGAGCAGGCAAGAGACCCACUGCGAGUUUUGCCAAUCGAAGUUGCCGGAGUGGAAGCAGGCGCUGACACCCUCCUGCGGCUGCCAGGCCCCGCGGCAUCCCUCGCCCCCUCCGCAGGCCGUCAUGAACGUCAACUUUGGCGGCCGCACGUACAGCUUCGAGGUGCAGCCCGGCCCCGACGGCUACCGCCGCUUCACCGCCGCCAUCCGGUCCGCCUUCUCUCUGCCUGAGGACAGCGAACUCAACAUCACCUUCACAUGCGACGAGCCCAACACAGAGCCAGUCACCAACGCAGGGUCGCUGUUGACUCUCCAAGGAGCCGGCGCUUAUGACGCUGCCGUACACUGCGCCUCGGUGUCCGCUGCGCGCCGCAUCAGCUCGGGAAGCCCGCUGGCGCAGGCACCCAUGUGGCCCUCCACCAGCAGCGGCGGCGCUGGGGCUGCGGGAGGAGCUGGCGCGGGCGGCAGUGGCGGUGCGGGUGGCAACAACAAUGCGAACAAGAACCGGAUGCUCACGAACAUCGGGCGGCGGCUGCGGAAUGCGAUGGCGGAGCUGUUUGGUACGGGCAGCGGCGCAGGAAGCAGCGGUGGUGGCGCUGGCGCGGUGGGCGGAGCUGGGCGGGAGCUGAGGAAUUGAGGGCAAUUGCAUUGUUAGGUUGAGUUGAGAAGAAUGUGUGAAGUACCAGCUUAGGAGUUUCGGUGGUUGUUUUGGGUGCAUAUGCAGGAGAGUUGGAGGGCAGAGCAGGAGGGGCGUUCGCUUGCUUGUGCAGGGCUUCGGACCUUAGAGAGGGUUAUAGUUGAGGGAGGGAGCGCGUUGCCAUGGCGCGUAGCUUUGGGCGGCUGCUAGUUGAAACCCAACAACCAAUGGGUACCAAGUACUGCUUUCUUUUGCUUGCCUUGUUUAGUGCUGCCUACGGCUGUGGUACAGGUACAUAAAGGUUAGCCGCAAUAACAGCGAUGUCUUCCCUUCCAAGUGUACAUAUCCUUACAAUGUCGAUCUACUUGAGUGUGCCUCUGACGCUGGACGGCCAAGUUAGUUGACGGUUGGACGUGUCUAAAUUCUUCUAAAAUCUUGCUAAAAUCUUGAAUACGAUAUCUCCAUCACCGCUUGGCAUGUCAGCAGGUAGUGAGACCGGGGUGUGGUAGGUUCUGUUUAGAGUGGCAUUAAUUGACGGCGGCACAUAUAAGGUGUGCGCCUGCUGGAUAGGGACAUGAUGAACCCUUGAGCGGAUCUCGAGAAUUGAAGAGUCGUCGAGGAUGAAUGCAUGGCUUCGCUUGAACAGUUGAAUUGUGUCUUCACACUGGGUACAUGCGGUUCAGUUGGUACACGCUUAGGGCCUGUUGGUGAUGAGGAGCACGAAUGAAUGAUCGUUACAAUGGUCUAGCAUGUUGGGGCAUUUAAGUUUUAACUUUCAGCCUUCCGCUGGGAACUCCACUAAGGGGGCUCCAUAGCCAACUGAGGGUAUCACGUCGGAACGUGAGAUCCGCUUCUGCUGUAAAU
Astrephomene gubernaculifera is the source of this 2010-nucleotide messenger RNA. Lineage: Eukaryota; Viridiplantae; Chlorophyta; Chlorophyceae; Chlamydomonadales; Astrephomenaceae. The record is from the annotation of a GenBank genome assembly.